This is a messenger RNA of Medioppia subpectinata, 507 nucleotides long. The record is from the annotation of a GenBank genome assembly. Lineage: Eukaryota; Metazoa; Arthropoda; Arachnida; Sarcoptiformes; Oppiidae.
GCAAAUACACUGUCAGAGACUGAAAUAGUGCUUGAUCCAACAGAAAAUUGCACUAGUUGUGAUAAUAAUUUGGUUCGCAAAUCAAAUUUUUAUACGAGUAUUGAAUCCAAUAUACGGCCCGUAAAACACAAACUGAAAGCAUCGGCGCUUCAAUUCAUGUAUUCAAUGGAUAUAACAUCUGAUUGUUUGGACUCAUUGUUCACAUGGUUUGAAGCCUUAAAGCGUAAUGAGUUGUGGGCCUAUCAAAUGUUUGAUUCAAUGGGAAAACUGCCGUCGGGUCUAUUGGAUGGCGUUAUCACAAGUUUUGGUGAUUACGACCAGUGCUUAGCCGUUAAAAGCGGUCCACAAAUGAAUACCAAAACAAUUUAUGGCAAAUACUGUUUAAUUUGUUCCAUCAUUCUCCAUCACCAUGGCGACCGAUUGCUUAUCGGGGAAGCGAUGCUAUUGUUUGCCAUUAUAUGGUUUACAACUGCACUGCACUAUACAUUGAUAGCGGCCACAGAGUUU